CGGAGCAGCCUGUGUGCUCGUAGCUUCCGUAGGACCAGGAUCAGGCCUGUUGCCCCCCAUUGCCUGAGCUGUCAGCUUGCAUUGACAGGUGCAACUCAGCCGUGAAGCCCCUUUUUUAGCGUGCAGAGUGGACCGCCUGCCUUCUCUGUCUUCCAGGUGAGUAAAGAGGAGCUGUGAACAACGGUCAUGGCCCUGAGGUGCUUUCGACAACUGCAGUCCCUGCUUUACCGGUCUUCGUGUGCAGCGAGGGUGCUGCCGCAGGCUCCCGUAGGCUGCCGGGCCCCGCUCCUGAGUGGCUGCAGGCAGCGUGUCCGUCAGGUGACGCUGACUAGGCAGCUAGCUACCAAAAAAGCUAAAGGUAAAGGGCAGACUCAAGCCAAAGUGAAUAUCAGUGCUGCCUUAGUUGAGGAUAUUAUCAAUUUGGAAGAAACCAAUGAAGACAUGCAGGCGGUGGUAGAAGCCCUGAAAGAGGAUUUCAGCAGAAAUCUCAAUAUUAGAACCUCACCAGGGGCCUUUGAUCACAUAAUGGUGGUGACAAAAGAUGGGAAGUUUCCGCUGAACCAGCUUGGGCAGAUCUCUCAGAAGUCACCUCAGCUCAUUGUAGUGAACAUGACCAGUUUUCCAGAGAGUACAGCUGCAGCUAUGAAGGCUAUAAGGGAAAGUGGAAUGAACCUAAACCCGGAAGUAGAUGGGACAAUAAUUCGGGUACCAAUUCCUAAGAUAACGAGAGAGCACAGGGAGAGCCUCGCUAAGCUUGCCAAACAGUCCACCAACAAAUCCAAAGAUACCUUGAGAAAGGUGCGAAGCAAGAGUGUGACCCAAAUAAAGAAGUUCAAGAACAAAGUGUCCGAAGAUACUAUCUGGCUGCUAGAAAAGCAGAUCCAGCAAAUGGCAGACAGUGCUGCAGCAGAGAUGGACAAGCUGCUGGCAGCGAAGACCAAGGAGCUGCUUGGAUAAACACCAUCCAUAUGGACACACUCCCCCUCCUAGCAAAACUGGACUGCCCCACGCCCCACUGGCCGUUCCUGCCCCGAGUCGAGAAGCCUCCGGUGACGGGCAGGGACAGCUCUCCCAGACCUCCGAGCAGAUCCAUGCUUUGGUCGCUUGGACUGCUGAUCUUCGAUUGUGUUGGAGGGAUGGGAGAGCUCUCCUUGCUUUUAUUUAUUCAGGUGAAGAACAAAAUUAGGUGAAACAAGAUUAAAAAUUAAAUAAGAAAGAUUGGAAGCUGACGGAAGGAUUCCCUCAGCAGAAGCUGACAUGCAGGCUGCCCUCUGCCUCCGGCAUGGAUCCAGCGAGAACUGGCAGGGCUUAAACCAUCCAGUAUUUGACCUCUCCACCGGUUUGCUUCCUACCGGGCCUGCCCAGAGCGCAGCUGCCGCCUCGCCUCGCGCCCCGGCCUGUUUGCCGUUCUGGCAGCUCUCAGCCUAGCAGUGGCAGAAGCAAGGGACGCGCAAGGGGAACCUUCCCUUCCACUGUCCUGCUGUGAACCUGGUCAUAUGUUUUUGCCUAAAAUAAAGUCAAAAUGCGACAUGAGGGAACAGCCUUGAGACAGCCAGUUCCUGGUAGGUCCUUGAGUUCACUCUUCUCAAAAGAGCAUUUGCCCAUUGCCAUUUCCAGCACAAUUUUCUACAGCCUUUCCAGCAAGCGCUCCAGGAAGGCGUGGAGGAGCUCAGCACCAACUGGCGCACACUGCCAAAGCAGACACGGGAGACCAUGGAUUUGCAAUUCCUUAGACUCUGGUGGGUUUUGGGGAUAGAGAACUGAAACUAGUGCUGUCAGCAUGGCUGUUUUUGCCAGGACUAAGCAUGCACAGGAGAACAAAAGCCAGCGCAGGAGCUUUCUGGUGUGGACAUCGGCCCUGCCCAGCCGGCUGCAGCGUGCCUGCGUGUGCCGCUGGUGUCACGUUUUACAGAGCAGAGGGGAGGAGGAGGCAGAAGCAGAACAGGGCCCUGUGCGUGGGGCGCAGCCGAGCUCCUCGCUGUGAGCAGGUACUUGCCGACAGCAGCAAACAGGUUUCCCCGCAGCCUCGCUCAGCGGUGACACAGCGGGACGGCGGUCGCUGGCAGCCCAGCCCCGCUCCCACAGCACGCCGGUUCAGAGACCACUGAGUGCUCUGCAGUCCUCAAAUAAAGAACUCCCAAAAAGUGAGUCUGUGCGCAGCGGGGAGGGGGAGGAGGAUGAAGGAUUUACUCUGCUAGGGCCCCACAUGUCAACAAUUUCUCUGCUUUGUGUAUUUUGGCCAAAGCGCCUACCAUGAUAAAUGAAUAAAGGAAAAUGGUGAGCCCA
Dromaius novaehollandiae (emu) is the source of this 2286-nucleotide messenger RNA. It is a transcript of the gene MRRF, whose product is annotated as mitochondrial ribosome recycling factor. Lineage: Eukaryota; Metazoa; Chordata; Aves; Casuariiformes; Dromaiidae. Gene Ontology annotation, molecular function: ribosomal large subunit binding. Gene Ontology annotation, biological process: translation. The record is from RefSeq and is a predicted model, not a curated record. The transcript is spliced from 6 exons. Bases 187 to 957 code for a protein of 256 amino acids. Gene Ontology annotation, cellular component: mitochondrion.